AUGAAAUAAAAAAAAUAGUAGUUAGGAGAAAUCAAUAUUAAUAAACAAUAUAAUGAAUAAUAACUAAGAGAAGUAUAUUUUUAAAUAAGAGUAGAUAAUUCAAAAAUUACUUGCUAAAGAAGCAAAUUAUCAAAUUGAAAUUGCAAAAUUAAAAGAAUAAAACAUCGAAACUAUAUAAAAAUAUCAUAAAGCUUUAAAGUAAAUAGGAGAAAUGGAAAAAACAUAAAAAAAAGUAAGAAGAAAAUAAAUUAAAUUAGGAUUAAAUGUAUAUUUAACAAAUAGAUAAUUUUUUAUUGGAGGCAAAAAAGAGAUUUGAUUAAAAUAAAAAAUAAUAAACUGAUCAUUAUGUUGAUGCAUUAUUAGAAAUGACCAAAUAAAGAGAUGAAUAUUUGAAAAGAAAUAUUCAACUUGAAAUUAUAGUGAAUGAAUAGAACGAAUAAAUUGAUAAAUUAAAACGUUAAACAACCAUAAUACCAUCUGCUAGUUAAUAAUAAUUCAGUAAUCCUUUAAGUACAAAUGAAGAAGUAAUUUAAUCUGAAAGCUAAGUAAAUCAUCAUAAAAAAUCAUCAAUUUAUUCAAUGAAUACUCAAGAUUCAAUAAUAAAUGAUGAAGAGAAGGAAGAUCAAUUAAUGACAUUUCUACAUUAACUUGAUGAAUAAUAAGCUAAUUAGUUGUAUAGUCUCUUCAGUAGCUUAAAUACUGAUCUCGAUUCAAAAACAAUCAAGAAAGAUCCUUUAUUUUAAAACAUAAUCUCAAAUAUGAAUCACCAUUCCCUUGUAGAACAAUAAAGCUCAUUCAGUUUUUCACAAAAAUGGAAUGACAAAGAAAAUCAUUAUUUUUGA
Molecule: messenger RNA, 842 nt
Organism: Paramecium sonneborni
Lineage: Eukaryota; Ciliophora; Oligohymenophorea; Peniculida; Parameciidae
Source: the annotation of a GenBank genome assembly